UUUGCCUUCUCUGGUUCAUCACCUACUUUGAGUUCCUCUCUUCCCGACGACAAGCAAAGCAAGUAAUGAAUCAAAACCUGUAACCCUAUUUCUGAUCAGCUCUUCCUUCCCUCUCUCAUGGCCACUCUCGUCGUCUGAAUCAGGCACUUCUCCAAUUUCUCUGAGUACGCGGAUACGACUCGUUGUUUCGUGAGUGUUAAUUUGUGUGUUCGACGAACUUUGAUCCUUUUCUUGAUCGUCUUGAUAUAGAUGGUGUGGAGGGAAGAUUUUUCUGGGAAAUUUUCGAAUUAGGGAUUUGAAUAGGCUUUAUUAUGGAUGGUAACAAAGAUGAUGCGUCGAGGUGUCUGAGAAUCGCCGAAGACGCCAUUGCUUCUGGUGAUAAGGAACGGGCAUUGAAAUUCAUCAGGAUGGCAAAACGGCUUAAUCCAAGCCUCUCCACUCAUGACCUUACUGCUGCUUGUGACAAUCUUGAUUCAGUUUCAGGGAAUCCAUCUCUUAGUGAAAAGCUCAAAUCUGUGGAUAGUGAUAAGCUUGAGUCUAGGAAGACUAACGACAAGAUGAAAUAUACUGAGGAAAAUGUGGAAUUGGUUAGGCAUAUAAAAAGGAACAACGAUUACUACACGAUUUUGGGUUUAGAGAAGAACUGUUCUGUUGAAGAGAUCAGAAAAGCUUAUAGGAAGCUGUCAUUGAAAGUUCACCCUGACAAGAACAAGGCACCGGGUUCAGAGGAAGCCUUUAAGAAAGUUUCCAAAGCGUUUACUUGUUUGAGUGAUGGUAACUCGAGAAGCCAGUAUGAUCAGGUGGGGUUUGUUGAUGAGUUCGAUCAUAUCCAGAGGCAGAGUAAUCGCAGGCCGAGGAGGAGAUAUAAUGCGCGUAAUGACUUUUUUGACGAUGAUUUUGAUCCCGACGAGAUAUUCAGGGCGUUUUUUGGUCAACAACGAGACAUGUUCCGUGCUCCCCAUGCUUUUAGGACUAGACAAGCGCGUAACCAACCCCGAGAGGAGGAGCCUGUUGUGGUUGGACCUAGUUGUUUGACGAUUAUUCAGAUUCUACCAUUCUUGCUGCUUUUGUUGCUUGCUUAUCUACCCUUUUCUGAGCCCGACUAUUCUCUGCACAAGAACCAGACUUAUCAGAUACCAAAGACGACACAGAAUAUGGAGAUUAGCUUUUAUGUUAGAUCAUCACCAGCCUUUGAAGAGAAGUUUCCGCUCGGUAGCUCUGCUCGAGCUAGCCUUGAGGGCAACGUUAUUAAAGAGUACAGAAACUUUCUUUUCCAUUCCUGUCGCAUUGAGCUCCAAAAACGGCGGUGGAACAAGAAGCCGCCAACCCCUCACUGCAAUGAGCUUCAAGAUCGUGGAUUUGUUGAUAGGCAAAUACCGACAUGAUAUCAGCUCAAGAUUGUCCAACAUGUGAUGAAGACUGCCGGAUUUUGAUGUUUUAGAGGUUCUUGGGACUGAACGUGUAAACUGUAAUGUGUCAUAUGUGUAGGGAGGAUAACGAUAAUCUCUUUUGUUUUUUUUUUUUUUUUUUUUUUUGCAUAUGGAUUUUUAGAUAAAAAAAUACCUAGGAGAAUACUGAGAACAACAAAGAAGAAAGUCCUGGCAAGUCUCAGGUGACAACAGAGGUACCACUUGCUAUACUCAUACUAUAGUUGAAAACACAUGGAAAUUUGAGUCCAACAAGUCUCUUUAGAAGAUG
Eutrema salsugineum is the source of this 1698-nucleotide messenger RNA. RefSeq names its product chaperone protein dnaJ 49. The record is from RefSeq and is a predicted model, not a curated record. Gene Ontology annotation, molecular function: Hsp70 protein binding. The coding region runs from base 312 to 1385 and encodes 357 amino acids. The transcript has 3 exons. Gene Ontology annotation, cellular component: endoplasmic reticulum membrane. Gene Ontology annotation, biological process: cellular response to misfolded protein. Lineage: Eukaryota; Viridiplantae; Streptophyta; Magnoliopsida; Brassicales; Brassicaceae.